UGUUUGCGCAGGUCCUGUCAUGACACGACCCUAGCUGCCUUGGCCACACAUCUCGGCCUCGAGCUUCCGACGAUCGGAUUCGGGGCCUUCCUGCUCUUCGAGCUUCAUUCCACAAAGGAGGAGGGGCACUACGUGAAGGUCUACUUCAACGACAGCCCCGCCCUGGGCCCCCCCUCCUACGCUGCCUUGAGGCCAAUCAAGUUGCCGUUGGAUGAGACCAAGCUUGUCCCAGUUGACAGCUGCGAGCAAGGGAGCAUCUCCCUCCAAGCGCUGUAUCUUCAUGGUGACAUCCCGCUGAUCGAAGAUACCUUCCAAACCUUCUUGGAGCUGUGCAACACUGCUUCUUCACAGCCAACCCGUCGAGCCUUCAAGAAGCUCUUCCAAGGAGGCCACUACAAGUGGAUCACACUUCCGCAGUGGCGUGAGCGCUACUCGCAGGAUUGGGGUGUAGAAGCUUGGCUUCUGGCUGUGUAUGCAGAGGCCUUUGGCUACUUCGAUAAGGACAACGAUGGAGCGCUCAGUCGAGAGGAGGUCCUGGGAGCCCUUGCAGAGUGGGGCUACAGCGUAUCCAAGGAGACCGUGGACACACUGUUCUUGCUGGUAGACGCGGACCCGGACACUGCAAAGCUUGAUGAAGAGGGCCUUUACUUGACUAUGGCGGCCCUGGUUGGGAUACGUGGAGGACUCCAUGGUCAGGUGGUCAGCUCUGCUACAGAGUCAAGCCAGCAAAGCUCCAGCAGCUGA
Molecule: messenger RNA, 744 nt
Organism: Symbiodinium pilosum
Lineage: Eukaryota; Dinophyceae; Suessiales; Symbiodiniaceae
Source: the annotation of a GenBank genome assembly